Molecule: messenger RNA, 5563 nt
Organism: Bolinopsis microptera
Lineage: Eukaryota; Metazoa; Ctenophora; Tentaculata; Lobata; Bolinopsidae
Exons: 16
Coding region: 9-5189 (1726 amino acids)
Source: RefSeq, a predicted model, not a curated record
AAAGUGACAUGUUUAUGGACCCAGAACUAGCUAAGACAGUUCUCUGUGUACAUGCGGAUCACUUCAAGAAUCUUCUCGAUGAAAGAAGCUCGUAUGGUUUGUUAAAAGACUUCGAUCCGCUCACAGCCAUGCAGAUUAAGACGAAUUUAGAUCGACAUCAUUGUGAUAACACUGAAAACUCAGAUGCUUGGAACAAAAUGAGUGAAGUAGAACAACGCCCUGUUUAUCGAGACUACAUCAAUCAACUUGUCGGCUAUGCAGGGUUUCAAGAUGUACAAGGCAUCAUAUCGAAGAUUUCAUACGCCCGAAAGAAGGCCAAAUCCGAUUUGGCUCUCUGGGUGUAUGGAAAGCUCUCAACCUUCGAGAAAAGGACUGUUCAAAGGAACACUCAAAUCCCUCCGACAGACAAAGUUAAGCUCUCGAGGCUCUCUGGUGGCGACAUAAAAGUGCUUUCUCAGUACUUUCACUCGCUUUUGGACAAAUCCAAGUGCUGUAUCUGUACUCGAAUAGAAAUAAAGGAUUUUAAUGAAACAGUUUUCUUCCACUCUGAAAGUGAACGGAUGACAAAACAGUCGAGAGAAUUCCUCGCCCUGCUUCAGAAGAUCAAUCCUGGGUUGUGCCCACCAAAGCAAACAUCAUGUGUGUGUAUUCAGUGUCUGAACGAUGUGAAAGACAACUAUGACAGGGUGAACACUGCUGUUUCUAAGAUUGACGAAUCCUCUUGGGAUGAAGAAACUAUUGCCAUCCAAGUGGAAAAAGUCCCGCCUUUUUCACCCCCCUCAAGUAGACCUCAGACCAUGUGGAGACCUUCCUCAUUUAGUUCCCAAUCAAGUGGACCAGAUGUUGAUAUGUUUGAAAUGGACUGGGACUUGUGCUUCAUAUGCCAGAUCGAUCAGACGUUAGAAACGAAAAAGGAUAGUCUGAUUCAAGGAAAAGAUGAAAGUUUCUUCGUCGAUUUCGCAACAUGCUAUCUGUGGAUGUACAGAAAUCGUCCGGAUCUGUGCAACAUUGAUGUUAAUCCUGAUGCGCAUAUGAAUAAUUGCCCUGUUCUUACCCCUGAGAGUCUUGGAAAAUAUCUCUUUAGCAAGCUAGGUAGAUAUCACAAAUCGUGUCGUGUGAGGUACAGCAACUCUAGAGUGAACAAAGAGAAGGGUAAAGUAUCUGUAAGUUUGAAACCUGCCUCUAAGGCUGCUAAAAGGGAAAGACACGUGUCUGCGCACGACAACACCAAUGCUGCAUUAAUGAGUGCUGGUAUUGACACUGUACGGACCUUUUUACUGGAGCAGGAGAAGUUUUCACCAGAACUUUACCGCGUGUCUGACCUGCAGCUUAAGUACAAUGACUAUGUGACGUCUAAUCUACCUGAGAACACCGCAAGCUCCAGCAAUGUUUUAUCUGAUCACAUCACUAAGUUUUCAGAGAAACUUGCGGAAGCAAUCCCUGGACUAAAACGAUUCACUGUUGGUAAGACGUGUUAUGUGUGUUUCGACAGCAUGAUCGUUGCUAGUCUUGCCGCAACAAUAGAUGCGGAGAUGAAUAGAGAUGAUGACACGUUAUCAAAGACAGCACUUAUAAAGGAGAUCAGAAAAGAACUCUUUCGAUAUAGAAACGAAUUCGUAGGCAGGUUUGAUGCAUCAAUUCUCUCGAACACUCCUUCUCGACAUUUACGAGCUCUGUUGAAUGAGAUUCUGGACGGAGAUGAAGACUCGAUAUCAAAAGAAGCGGAUAUGGUUACAGAUAUCAUCCAAUUCAACUGUCGGGGGAUUUUUAAAAGUAAAAGAAAGACAAGUUUCAGAAAGAAAAAUCCCAUGAAGGAAACGCCUCAGUUCCAGUACAUAUCUCUGCAUUUGUACGGCAUUAUUCCGUCGCGAACACUGUUUGAUUUUAUUUACAGUAAUGGAUUGGUGCUGAACUACCAAAGGAUACGGGAGUUAAUCAACAUUCUUGUCGCCACUUCUUUGGAACAGUUCAACGAAGAUGGUGCAGUAGUGCCACUCAACCUCAGAUUAAAACUGUUCCUUAUUGGUGUGAAAGACAACCUGGAUAAACAUGCUCUCAGUACAACUGGUCGAGAGGGCUUUCAUGGCACUACCGUUAGCUUGUUUCAGCAACCUACCAGAGAUAAUGUGGGAGAAAAACGAUCUCGUCCACAACUAUGUCAGGUUGAUUCUGAAACAACUUUUGAGGUUCCAGAAUUCUUCAGACUGGAUUUUGCUGACUUUACUGAAGUUCAACCAAAGAAAACCUAUCAGUAUUUUGCGCCUUAUGAGUGUGAUUCGCCACUGAUGAUGGAGCACGAACAAUCCACGAAGAGUUCCUUGGACGAAGAACGGAAGUGGCUGGAGAGUGCUGCCGAAGUUGUGCAAGCAAUUCAAGAGCCAGAGAAUAUCACAAUUACAAACGUGGCGUACCAUUCUCGGCAGGAGAAUGCAGUGGAGCCGCAUGAACACCUCACCAUAAGUGCGCUCCUGCCUGUCCAGUUUGAAGUCGCUCACACCUUCAAGAUGAUGCGACACUGCAUCGACCUAAUAAAAGCCGCCAAGGAUGUGCUGAAUCCCUCGCAGAAAACAACAGUGGAUGUUUCUGAUAUGCCACUGUAUGCUCUUUCGAAGCAGAUUCAGUUCACCAUACCAGAUCAGUACGGCUUACAACUUUACUUACCACUCAUGGGAGAUCUUCACACGGAGCAGGUUUGCAUGCACAUUCAGUCUCAGCUCUUGGAGAAAACUGGCUUGGAGGACAUUCUCAGUGCUUGUGACAUAUCUGUAGUUUCACCUUCAAAUGCUGUUCUCAGUGUACCUAUGAUUACACGCGCACGCUACAUGAUGGAGGUUAUUGCGAUCACACUAGAAGUUCUCAAAAGGAAAGCAUACGAAGAUUCGUGCAGUGAUGUCGAGAUAGAUGCCUGGAGUGCUAACUGCUUCUCAAAAUAUGUCAAUUUCGCUUACUGGGAGACGGUUCUAGAAUUUCAAAUAACAGUCCUGGCUUUUAUGAGGUCAAUACGAGAGAGAAAUUUCGAGAAGAGUAGGGCUCUGUUGUCAGCACUGACAAAAUACUUCUUUGCCCUCGAUCACACCAAUUACGCUAGAUGGACCCCAGUGAGCCUACUUGACUUAGAGAACUUUAAAAAGUUGAUUCCAGACGAGUAUGAGCAAGUGAAGAAUUUCUUCACUGUGACCAAAACUCGAUCGAAACAUUCUGCCAUUGCUUUAGACCAAGCCCAUGAGCAGAAUAACGCAAAGAUAAAGGAUAUCAAGGGUGGUCUAGCUUUCCUUUGUUCCGACGAUAAGACGACACUAUUGAAAUGGGGUCUUUACAGUCCAGAAUUCCUUAGGCUACAGGAGGAAUACGAAGCAGCCGUGAACCCUACGGCGCCUCCAACUGAUGUAAAGAAACAUCAUAGUGACUCUGUUACCCACCAAAAGGAGUGUCUAAAGAACAUCAAGAAACUUGAAAUGGCUGUUGGGGGUGUUUUAAACCCAUUCGCUUCGGAAUCGUCCACACUACGUUCAUUAAGAGAUGGAAUGGAGAUCCCACAGUCAGCUGAGAUUGAAAAUUCAAUCAGGACUCUUAAGGCAGUUGGUAAUGAACAGUAUAACGAGUAUGUAACAGAACGGCUACUCAAACCACUACCUGAGAGGAAGCCUAUUACUGACGCUAUUCACAAGAACAAUCUCAUCUUACCCAAAAACAGCAAUGCUGCAGAAAAGAAAGGGCAAGGGUUAUCAGAUCGAGACGAGAAAGCCCUUGUUCGUGAUCUGCAAGUUAUUGGUCUUCUAAGACCAAAUGAAGUUAAAGAUGCCCUUAGGUACGAGCCUAAAGGUUUUCCCUUGGUGUUUAUGACGAAAGGAAAAAUGUACCAAAACCAAAAGUCAGCAGUACUAGACCGUUUCAAGGCAUAUAGUGCGAACCUUGAGCGACCUGAUGUUGAAGUGGUCGUUGUAGACUUAGCUCACUACCUCUACAUGUUUUCAAACAGAACAGGAGUCACGCUCAUCAGACAUAUGUUCAAUGAGAUUUGGAACGCAAUUGAAUCCUUGGUGCAGAAGCAUAAAUGCAAGACACUUGCUUUGGUGCAAGAUCGGUAUGAUGUCCCAAAUCCACUAAAGGCUCAACGUGGAUCCGGUCUUCGCCAGCGUGUGACACUAGACUCCCCGGUGCCCAGCCACUUUAGGGAAGAUUAUAUGAAGAAUCCUCAGAACAAAGAAGAGCUGUACGAAAUGUUCAUGACGUUUUUGCAUGAACGGUCGUUAGAAAAGGUGGAGAUGAGAAUCUAUGUCACCAAAAACUCUAGAGUUCUCUCAAAUAGAGGUCCAUCCUUUUUUGAGCCAAGCAACCACAUCGAAGCUGACACCCGUGUGGCUCUCUUCGUGAAAGAUGCGUUGCAAAAAAACUUCAAGAGAAUUCUUGUGAGAACUGGUGACACUGAUGUCAUAUUUAUUCUUGUUGGACAGUGUCGAAAGUUUCUGCUGUUGAAUAAGAACCUGCAACUCUUUGUUGAUAUGCACACAAGUUCGUCUAAUAAGGGUUCUUCCAGUUACAUCGAUAUAGUGAAAAUAGCGACUUCUAUUGGAAUCAAUAGGUCUGUUGGACUACCUCUUCUUCACGCCUACUCUGGAUGCGAUUAUACGCCCAGCUUUUACGGUAUUGGAAAAUCGAAGUGGUUCGAUACAUACUUGUUACACCCAGAAGUCAUGGACAUGUUCACAAGGAUUGUGGAGAAUCCUGAAUCAGUACAAGAAGCAGAAAUCGUCAAGAUAACACAGUAUACCUUAGCUGUGUACGGGGUGGAUGAUCCUAAAAAAGGCCUGCUAGAGGGCAGAUUUGAUCGACUUACUUCAAAGAAAAUUAACACCUUUCGUUCGCUGCCGCCAUCACCUGGUGCUGCAAUCAUCCAAUUCCGUAAAGCUGUUCAUAUUGCAGCACAUAUCUGGGGCAAAGCGUGUGAACCUGAAAUAACUCCGCCAGAUAUGUGCAGCCCACUACAAGGGUGGAAGAAGGUCGGCGAGAACGUGGAACACAUUUGGACUGUAACACCUGAGCCAACUGACAAGGAUCGCUACGCUUGCUGCAAGAAGACAUGUGGUUGCAGAAGAAAGCAGGACAUUUGUCAAGGAAGAUGCUCCUGUCGUGAUGCAGACAUGCCUUGUCUUUAUUUAUGUAAAUGCAGAAGGAAAUGUGCAAGUUAACGUCUUAUAUCAACGUUGAUCCAAAAUGUAUAUAUAGGAAAACCUAUUAACAAUUAAUAUUGUAACCUUGAUGCCUGCAUCAUAAAGAUUUAUUUUGAAAAUGAUAAAAUUAGGACACUCUAAUAUAUUUCUAACCCUUUUUCGAACAGCUUUCCAUGUCCAGUCCACAUUAAGCCUUAUUUCAAGGGAAAAAGUUGAUUUUAGAUAUUAUUAUUCAUAUUUGAUAGUAAUACGUGAAUCGUAAGAAGAUUUAUCUUCAAAAACAUGUUCGAUUUACUGAUUAGAUCGGUGGCAUCUGUAGAAUAUAGUGUUUAUGUGGAUCAAUCUGUUAAAGCAGGGCUACUGUAUCAUUUUAACAUUAAUUUUGCAUAGUG